Penicillium psychrosexuale is the source of this 2214-nucleotide messenger RNA. RefSeq names its product threonine--tRNA ligase THS1. The transcript is spliced from 3 exons. The record is from RefSeq and is a predicted model, not a curated record. Gene Ontology annotation, biological process: threonyl-tRNA aminoacylation. NCBI's taxonomy places the organism in Eukaryota, Fungi, Ascomycota, Eurotiomycetes, Eurotiales, Aspergillaceae. Gene Ontology annotation, cellular component: cytoplasm. Gene Ontology annotation, molecular function: ATP binding; threonine-tRNA ligase activity. Bases 1 to 2214 code for a protein of 737 amino acids.
AUGGCAUCCGAAACCCCCAAGGAUAUCCCCGUACGGCCUGCCGCUGAAACGCAGGCCAACAACGCCUCUGAAGCUGCGGCUGCCCCUCCAAAAGAUGCGAAAGCGAAACCCAAGCAGGCCCCGAGCCCCGAUACUCUCCCAGAAGUCAUGCUUGAGCGAAACAAGCUCUUCGAAGAACUUUGGCAACAAUAUCUCGAGGAGACCAAGACUCGUCCCCACCCAGAGAUCAACGUUACCCUCGACAUUGGCGACGGCAACCCCCCUUCCUCAGUCCCUGCUAAAGCCUUCGAGACCACCCCUGGAUCUUUCCUGCGCGAUGUGCCCAAGGAUCUCAGCGCCAAUAUCGUUAUUUCCAAGGUUGAUGGAGAAUUGUGGGAUUUGAACCGGCCUCUGGAGAAGGACUGCAGUGUGCUUCUUGUGCCUUUCAGCAACCCCGAGGCCCGUGAUGUAUUCUGGCACUCCAGUGCUCAUACUCUGGGUGAGGCAUGUGAAUGCGAAUAUGGAUGUCUUCUUUCCCACGGUCCCCCUACCCCUCAAGGUUUCUUCUACGACAUGGCCAUGCCUGAUGGACGUGUUGUUCGCGAGGCUGACUGGAAGGCACUUGACACUAAGGCGUCACGUAUCUUCAAGGAGAAGCAAAGCUUCGACCGAUUGGAGGUUUCUAAGGAGAAUCUCAAGAAGAUGUUCGCCUACAGCAAAUACAAGCUGCACUAUAUUGACAAGCUCGUCACUGGUGAAAGCAGCACCGUCUACCGUUGCGGUACCCUUGUCGAUCUCUGCCGAGGCCCUCACAUUCAGAACACCGGUAAAAUCAAGGCCUUCAAGAUCAUGCAGAACUCAUCGGCUUACUUCCUUGGUGACCAGUCCAACGACUCUUUGCAGCGUAUUCGUGGUGUUGCCUUCCCCGACAAGAAGCAAAUGGCUGAGCACUUAAAGUUCUUGGAAGAAGCCGAGAAGCGGAACCACUUGAAAAUCGGCAAGGAGCAAGAGCUGUUCUUCUUCGAUGAGGUGUCCCCCGGCUGCCCAUUCCUCCUCCCCAACGGAACCAAGAUUCUCAAUCAGAUCCAGUCUCUCCUGCGUUCUGAAUACCGCAAGCGAGGCUACCAGGAGGUCCAGACCCCCAACAUGUUCGACGUUAGUAUCUGGAAGACCUCCGGACACUGGGAGCACUACAAGGAUGAUAUGUUCAAAUUGGAUGUGGAGAAACGCGAGUGGGCUCUUAAGCCGAUGAACUGCCCUGGACAUUUCAUUCUGUUCGGUCACCGUGAACGCAGCUACCGAGAGCUUCCUAUGCGUAUUGCAGACUUCGGUGUCCUGCACCGAAACGAAGCAUCCGGGGCCCUAAGUGGACUCACCCGAGCUAGAAAAUUUUGUCAAGAUGAUGCGCAUAUCAUCACGGAAAGGAAUGAAAUUAUGUCCGAGGUCGAGGGUCUGUUCGAUUUUUUGCAGUCCAUUUAUGGUCUGUUUGGCUUUACCUUUAAGUUGAAGCUUUCCACCCGCCCCGAGAAGUAUAUGGGUUCGUUGGAGACCUGGGACCAGGCCGAGGACCAGCUCAAGAAGGCCUUAACCAAGUUUAAGGGUAACGAUUGGACCAUUAACGAGGGUGACGGUGCCUUCUACGGACCCAAGAUCGAUAUCACCAUUGCGGAUGCUCUCAAGCGUGAAUUCCAAUGCGCAACCAUCCAGCUGGACUAUCAGGCUCCGAUCAAUUUCAAGCUGGAGUAUCAGACCAAGAAUUCCGAGGAGAACGCGAAAGAGGGCGAGUCCAGCGAUCUUCCCCCCGGCCGUGCCCGCCCUGUUGUCAUUCACCGUGCUAUUAUUGGUAGCUUCGAGCGAUUCCUGGGUAUCUUGAUCGAACACUUUGGUGGCAAGUGGCCGUUCUGGAUCAGUCCCCGCCAAAUCCUGAUUGUGCCGGUGAUGCCGGAUUUGAACGACUACGCCCAGGAGCUACAGCGUAUCCUGCAAGGUGACAAGUUGAAUGUGGACGUGGACAUCAGUGGGAACACGCUGCAGAAGAAGAUCCGUACUGGCCAGCUGGCCCAGUACAACUUUAUCUUUGUUGUAGGUGCCCAGGAGAGGGAGGCACGCACCGUCAACAUUCGCAACCGUGAUGAUCCUGCGACCCAAAACAAGGGCAUCAUGGUCCCCCUGGAGGAGGCGCGGGUCAAGCUCCGAGCACUGCGCAAGGAGCGUCGGCUGGAGAACACUCUGUAG